ACCAUUUUUGUUUGGAUUUUUUGUUUGAUGAGCAGAGAAACAUAAUUAACACAUGAAAACAUGUUCAAUGGCAUGGUGAGGACCAUACGGGACUCCGUUGUGGGGACAUAUCCAUCUUGCCAUGUCAAUACUCGUCUUGAAGAACGCAGAGCGAAGGCUAGAGCGCAGAGGCAGGAACGAAGGCGAAAGCCAGAUAAGCCCGACGAUUUUGUCACCUACGAAGAUUCAGGCAGUGACGAGGAGACUCCCCAGCAGCAGGACGAGGUGCUCAAUACAUCCUACAAUUUGUGCGACUAUCUGCGUAGUCGAGAAAGUGCGCUGCAGGAUCGUCGGAACGUGAAUGUGGAAUACACGAGUCGUUAUGUGUUAACCCAUGACAUGCUGCGCGAAACGCAAAUAAACCUCGGCUACAUAAACAAGGUUUUUUGUUCGAAGUGGCUGAGUAAUCGUCAGGUGGUGUUUGGCACGAAAUGCAACAAACUACUCGUCUAUGACGUGAACAUGCGAAGAGUGGACGCGAUACCAACACUGUCCAAUAAUCGAGCCAAUCACCCCGAGACACAGAGCGGCCUGCAUGCCAUCGAGAUCAAUCCGAGUCGCUCGUUUCUGGCCACUGGUGCACGGAAUUCCUCGGACAUCGCUGUUUAUCGUUUGCCCACUCUCGACCCUGUUUGCGUGGGCGAGAACGGCCAUCGCGACUUAAUAAUGGGCAUGUGCUGGCUAGACGAUCAAUUCCUAGUUUCUGGCUCGAAAGAUUCACGUAUGGCUCUGUGGCGCAUUAAUGAGGACCACAUGGACUUUCCUGAUGGUGGUGAGGAGGCGUGUCCUACCUUUGCGACCAUACAAGCGCUGAGCGUGAAGGAGGUGCGCACGGCACAGCGGAUACGUUCACUAUGCUUCAAUAAGGAAUUUAAGGAAAUUGCAGCACUUUCGCUAAAUGGUUACAUUCACAUCUUCAAUGCGGAAACCUUCAAGCAGACCCUCUCCCGCAAGCUGCCAAACUGCCAGGAUAAUGUAAGCAUUGCCUAUCAUAGCGAUGGGCUCUAUGCUGUCGGCUGUCGUUCCUAUACCAUUUUGUUGGAUGCACGCACUCUGCAAACCAUCAAAAAGAUCACUUCACGAUACAGCGGUUGUGGCAUCCGAGCCACUUCCUUUGAGGGUAAUCUACUGACUGUUGGCACAGGCCUGGGCAUGUUACUUUUCUACGACAUACGGGCCGGCAAGUAUUUGGAAAGCAGUGUAAAUGCUUCGCGCACCGUCGCCCUCAAGUGCAGUAAGGGUAUUGUGUAUCCGGAGGACGAAAUGGACGGUUUCCAGCAGGUGAAAUAUGUGCCCGCGAUCUAUACUCACUGCUAUGAUAGCACACGGAUGCGUUUGUUUGCCGCUGGAGGUCCUUUGCCGGCUACAUUGGUGGGAAAUUAUGCGGGCGUUUGGCAAUAGGUUUGCAGCAUCAUGGACUAACUACUGAUUAGUAUUUAAGCAAAGCGAUUUCGUUUUCUUCUUCUCAUUUGCCCAUAAACAUUAAAUUCAGUUAUAAACGCCAGAGUCGUCGUUGUCGUCUGUUGUUGGGGGCUCCCAUUGUGAUUUUGAAUUUUUGCUAUAAUUUCGAUUUUUAGUGUUUUAAGCAUAAGGUAUUUGUGUUUACAAUGUAUUUAGUUGAAUAUACAUUUUAUUGAAUGCACGCAUAAUGAUUAGCCAAUUAACGAAUCCUAUUUAUAAAUACAUUUACUGCAAUUUAAGUAUAUGGUAGCAUUGAUUAUUUAUAGUCUGAUCUAUAUGAUAAUAGAAAAUAAAGAAACUAUUGCAAAAUAAA
Molecule: messenger RNA, 1813 nt
Organism: Scaptodrosophila lebanonensis
Lineage: Eukaryota; Metazoa; Arthropoda; Insecta; Diptera; Drosophilidae
Gene: DCAF12
Product: DDB1- and CUL4-associated factor 12
Exons: 4
Coding region: 61-1440 (459 amino acids)
Cellular component (GO): Cul4-RING E3 ubiquitin ligase complex
Molecular function (GO): protein binding
Source: RefSeq, a predicted model, not a curated record